Molecule: messenger RNA, 3738 nt
Organism: Serinus canaria (Common canary)
Lineage: Eukaryota; Metazoa; Chordata; Aves; Passeriformes; Fringillidae
Gene: TBC1D31
Product: TBC1 domain family member 31
Exons: 22
Coding region: 127-3288 (1053 amino acids)
Cellular component (GO): centrosome
Molecular function (GO): protein binding
Source: RefSeq, a predicted model, not a curated record
CCACCCUUCCGGCUCCUUUCCCCAUUGGUGAAGCGGGAGCGGGCUGUACCACGCGAGCGGCGCCCCCCGGCGUGGAGCGUGGGCGGAGCUCUGAGGGCAGCGCGGGAGCGGCGGCGCCGGGCGGGGAUGGAGCGCUGCGAUCUGGGCGAGCGGCGGCGCGGGCCCAUCUGGACCCGCAGGGCGGGGGCGGCCGCACCGCGGGGAGUUAUAGUGAACAUUCUUCACAGUGUCCAAGGGUACCAUUCAAAGACAAUACAUUUUCUGAAUGUGGCUUUUGACAAUUCUGGGGAUUCUCUCCUUGCUGGAGACCGCCAAGGGAAUAUAUAUGUUUUUGACCUGAAUGGGAACAGGUUCAACCUUGUUCAGAGAACAAUGCAGGCUUGCACUGCUUUGGCAUUUAAUCUUCGCAGAAAGACAGAGUUCCUCGUGGCUUUGGCAGAUUAUUCUGUUAAGUGCUUUGAUACAGGAACCCAGGAGCUAGUUAGUUGGAUGAGAGGCCAUGAAUCUUCUGUGUCUUCCAUCUCUGUCCAUGGCUCAGGCAAGUAUGCCAUCACUACUUCCACUGAUACAGCUCAACUGUGGGACUUGGACACCUUUCAAAGAAUAAGAAAGCUGAAUGUUCGUCAGUCUGUGGGUAUACAAAAGGUUUUUUUUCUUCCAUUGAGUAACACCAUUCUCAGCUGUUUCAAAGAUAAUUCUGUUUUUGCAUGGGAAUUCGAUACUCUUCACUGUAAAUACCAGUUGUCACCUCCUGUAGAAGGUUCUGUAUUAUUUUAUAAGGUGUUUGCUGUUACCAGGGAUGGUCGGACUUUGGUAGCUGGUGGGAAAUCAAAUCAUCUUCACUUAUGGUGUUUGGAAUUAAAGCAGUUGAUAAGAAUAAUCCAGAUGCCAGAGAAAGUGCGAGCUGUCCGUCACCUGGAAUUCCUCCCUGACAGUUUUGAUGGGGGCUCCAAUCAGGUCCUUGGAGUGUUAAGUCAAGAUAAUAUUAUGAGAUUUAUCAAUAUAGAAACAUGCAAACUUCUUUUUGACAUUGGGAGUCCUGAAGAGGGAAUUAGUACAGCUGUGAUUAGCCCAAAUGGACAAUAUAUUGCCUCAGUAAUGGAAAAUGGAAGCCUUAACAUAUACAGUGUCCAAGCUUUGACUCAAGAAGGAAAUAAGCCUCCACCAUUCACAUUCAAAGUUGUAGAAGAUGGGCCCAAGUACACAUCAGAGGCCAAUAAACUGAUCACAAAAGUGACUUCAGGAAGGUCAAAGGGGCCAUGGAAAUCCAAACAAAGCAAAAUUCAAAGCAGAAUGCUAAAACUGCAAGAAAAUACAUCACUUGAAAAUAAAGAGAAUGAAUUACCAGGUGGAUUAAACAAGAAACGUCUGCAGGCCUUAUUGAAAGGAUUUGGAGAAUAUCCAGCUAAGUACAGGAUGUUUGUUUGGCGUUCCUUAUUACAACUUCCUGAAAACCACUUGGCAUUCAGUAGCCUGAUAGAUAGGGGAAUCCACAGUGCAUUUGUAAAUAUUCAGAAAGAGUAUCCUAUCAAAAGUGGGAAACUGCUGAGAGUUCUACAGAGGACCUUGUCAGCUCUAGCUCACUGGUCUGCUAUCUUUGCUGAGACACCUUACAUACCUUUGCUAGCAUUCCCAUUUGUAAAAUUAUUCCAGAACAACCAGCUGAUCUGCUUUGAAGUUGUUGCUACAGUAGUAGUUAAUUUUUGCCAGCACUGGUUUGAGUAUUUUCCCAAUCCUCCAGUUAAUGUCCUUGGUAUGAUGGAAAAUGUUUUGGCACAUCAUGACAAAGAACUACUUCAGCAUUUAACAAAAUACAAUGUGACUUCACAGGUUUAUGCUUGGCCUCUCCUGGAAACACUAUUAUCUGAGGUUCUAACAAGAGAAGAAUGGCUGAAAGCCUUCGACAAUAUUUUCUCCAACCAUCCUUCAUACUUUCUAAUGAUUGUCGUUGCCUAUGUUAUAUGUUCCAGAGCUCCCUUGCUCCACUGUAAUCAAGCAGCAGAUUUUGAGUAUUUCUUUCAUCAUCGUAACAACGUGGACAUUAAUGUUGUGAUUAAGGAAGCCUAUCAUCUUAUGGAGGCUACACCUCUGGAUAUCCAUCCACAGCAUAUGCUUGAUGACUUCACACCACUUACAAAAGGACAGUACCCUGUGUUUAAUAAAUAUCCCAUGUUCGUUAUGAAUUAUCAAGCUCAGAAAUGGGAGAAGAUCAGACAAGAUGAAAUUGAAUACUUGCAAGAGAGACAAUUAGCACAUGAAUCAGAAGCCAAAGCACAGCAACAGAAAGCAGAAGAUGAAGCCUGGUAUCGAAAGCAGAAAUUACUUCAAGAAGCUGAUGAACAGAGACAAAAAAUUCUACUGGAAGAAGAGAAGUUGGCAGAACAGAGGCAGAGGCUUGCUGUGGUGAAAAGAGAACUGGAAGUAAAGGAACUGCAACUUUUAGAUGCUUCAAGAAGGCGUUUUCUGAACUACCAGCAAGAUCAGCUUCAAACGGAACUAAAACAUCUCAAUGAUGAAAUUGCAAGAAAGGCAUCUAUGAGACAGCAGGAAACAAAUGCUCUCCGAGAUAUAGAACCUGAAUCACAGAAGCAGCUUUUUGAACAGCAUCUAAUCAAAGACCAAGAGGCAGUGACAAAGGAAAUGAAAGAAGAGGUGGAAGCCCGUCGAAGAAAGGUGGAUCUGGAAGACCAACGUGUUCAGAGAUUGAUAGAAAUAGAUAAAGAAAUACAGAAAGCUCAUACAGUGGCUGAAGAAAAUUUAGCCAGAGCUGAGCAGAAGCACACUGACACUGACUGGAGGCUGCAACGGCAGCAGAGACUCAGGCGCGAUGACCAGGACCGGGAGAAGCGCUACAGAGAGAUUGUCAAGCUCCUGCAUGACAACAGGGUGAAAGAAGCUGAACUGCUGAAGGCCUUGAGGGAGACAGAAGAAAAAAAGACAUUUAACAUCAUUGUUGCACAGCAGGAAGAUGUACAGAAUAAAGCCCAACUGGAGGAAGAGCAGAAGGCGGCUGCUGCUGCAGAUGGGCACAGGAAACAGUUCUUAGAUGACAGAAUGAAUGAUGAGUUAGAAUUGGCUGAGAAGCUGCAGAGGGAAGAUGGCUGUUUUGAGAGACUGCAUGGUUUAAAGGCCAGGUGUACAGAGAGAGGGGUGGAAGUCCAGCAGGUGCCAGGGUCUGGAAACAUCUCUCUCCAUGAUUUGUCUACAUUAGCAUCAUCACCACACAAAAAUGUCUUUGCUCCCAGGGAUGGCGCAGGUAAGAAGUGCCUGAAGUGUGUCAUGUUAUGAGAUUGCUCCUAGUAAACCUCAGCCUAGUUUAGUUGCAUUCUGACCUGAUCAUCUUGCCAAUGGUUUUCCUGUCUUUAUAGCUGUUUAUGAUUUGGGAAUGUUGAGAGGCUGUAGAGCUGUCUUUCAUCAAAAUCUGACUGGGAGUUACAGUCAAGAAUAAGUCUAAUUUCCUCUGAUCUGUCCUAGCUACUCUGGCAGUGAAAGCAGUUUCAAUUCCAGUGCACCUUAUGUACAAAAGUCUGCAGGCAAUGGGAACCUCUGGACCUGCUGUAGCCCCCAUUAGCAUCUGACCUGGUAGCCAACAGAGGCACUGCUUUCAAAUAACUUGCUCUUGCCAGUCUGAGGACUGCCUCACAUCCAGUGGUACUGAAAACCAGCAUUUCUCUGCCAGAGAUGUCUGUUUUCCAGCAGGCAUUUGUAGUGUUUAUGGAAAGCCACUAGUUGCAGUGU